Molecule: messenger RNA, 2515 nt
Organism: Xiphophorus hellerii (green swordtail)
Lineage: Eukaryota; Metazoa; Chordata; Actinopteri; Cyprinodontiformes; Poeciliidae
Product: pre-mRNA-processing factor 39
Exons: 15
Coding region: 48-2219 (723 amino acids)
Biological process (GO): RNA processing; mRNA 5'-splice site recognition
Cellular component (GO): U2-type prespliceosome; commitment complex; U1 snRNP
Molecular function (GO): protein binding; pre-mRNA 5'-splice site binding
Source: RefSeq, a predicted model, not a curated record
UUGUGUGUAUUUUGUCGCUUGCUGAUGACGUCAGUGGUUCUUCCAUCAUGGCGGCGGAGAGCUGUGAAGAGAUGAGCGGUAACGGGGUGCCCGAAGAGUCUUCAGCCAUGGAUGUCACAGAGGCACUGCCACCUCCUCCUGAAGCGUCGGAGGAAAAUGGCGGUGCAGCUGCGGCCCCUGAGGGUCCUGCAGACCCAGAUAACUACUCCACAGCCCUGGCAACAGCGAGCGAACAGGAGGAUCUACCUGCAGACUUUGAGCGUCUGUGGAAAGCCGCACAUGACAAUCCUCAGGACUUCCCCAGCUGGACCGAUCUGCUCCAGUACUGUGAGCAUGAGGGUCAUGCUGCCGCGUACCGCAGAGCGCUGGAAGCCUUUCUGGUUCGGUAUCCUCUCUGCUACGGCUACUGGAAAAAAUUUGUCGACCUGGAACGUCGAGGCGGCGACAACAAUAUAGCAGAGGAGGUGUGUAUUCGUGGUCUUCAAGCAAUUCCUCUGAGCGUAGAUCUUUGGAUCCACUACAUCAAUCUGCUGCUGGGAACGUUGGACAUGAACCUGCCCGAUUCAGCUGUUCGGAUUCGCAGUGUUUUUGAGAAUGGCGUUGCGUCGUGCGGUUUGGAUUUCCACUCGGACCGCCUGUGGGAUCUCUACGUGGAGUGGGAGAAGGAGCACGGAAACGUGAAGAACGCAGCGGCCGUCCUGGACCGAGCGCUCAGAGUUCCCACUCAGCUCUACAGCACCCACUACGACAAGUUCAAAGCGCAUCUUAACAACAACCCGCCUAAAGACGUGCUCCCCUCUGAGGAGUACGAGGAGCUGAGGGCGACGUGCCGGCAGAGCCAGAAGGCAAAGCGGGCCGAACAGGCCCAGGAGGCGGACGAGGAGAGGCCGCCAGGAGAGGAGGAGCCCGCUACACCCGAGGGUACCGACUCGGAGGAGCUGAUGCAGAAGAUAAGAGACCAGGUUCUGCUUCGUAGAGACAAAGUUUACCAGGACAACGAGGGAGAAGUCAGGAAAAGGUGGAACUAUGAAGAUGCUAUCAAGCGUCCAUACUUCCACGUCCGGCCGCUGGACCGCCUCCAGCUCCGAGCCUGGCACACCUACCUGGACUGGGAGAUCGCUGAGCUGAACAAAGACACCAAAGAGUCGUCACAAGAUCCAAACCAGGAAUCGACGGAGGAAUCUGAGAUCACAACGCAGCGCCAGGAAGCAUCAGAUGAUGCUCCCGCCGUCCAGGGCGACCACAGAGUUCGCAUCCUGUUUGAGCGCUGCCUGAUCGCCUGCGCUCUGUACGAGGAGUUCUGGACCAGGUACAUUCAGUACCUGGAGCCGCAGGGUGUGCAGGAGACCCGGGCCGUCUACAGGCGAGCCUGCCAGGUCCACCUCCCCAACAAGCCCAACAUCCACAUGCAGUGGGCCACGUUUGAGGAGCGACACGGUGACCUCAACGAGGCCCGGCGGGUUCUGGAGGCCCUGGAGAAAGCCCGGCCUGGUCUGGCUGUGGUUCGCAUCCGCAGGGCGGCCUUAGAGCGCCGCGCGGGCCGGCUGGACCAGUCGGAGGCUCUGCUGCGAGAGGCGGUGGCUGAAUCCAAAGAGAGGCCGACGCUGCACGCCUUCUACUCCAUCAAACUGGCCCGUCUGCUGCUCAAAGUGGCCAGAAACCCAGACGGCGCCCGCACGGUUUUACAGGAAGCGCUGGAGAUUAGUCCGGAUAACGACAAGCUGCACUUGAACCUGUUGGACCUGGAGUCAUCUGCGGAGCCGGGGGCUUCGGCCGAGGCGGUGCAGGAGUGUGUGACUCGGGCCCUGGCGGCUCCGCUCACCCCACAAACCAAGUUACUUCUGUCACAGAGAGGCCUCCAGUUCACAGAGGAGUGCAGCAACUCCAUUAAGAGCGUGCUGUCCGUCUACGAGGCGCAUCAGAAGCUGCUGGACGAGCUGGGAGGCACAAAGAGAGAAGCAGAGAACGGGGACGAGGAUCCAGAGAAAACUAGCAAAACAGACGACAGCUCUUCUUCUUCUGCUGCUGCGCCGGCAUCCAGCACGUCACAUGUUCCCAUCACCACGCCGCCGCCUCCUGUGAUGGGCGCCGACCCGAGCGCCCAGACCGGAUACGGAGCGUACAGCAGCUGGUACCAGCAACCGCAGUACGGCGGCUACGGCGGCUACGGCUACCAGAACGCCUGGAACUACAACCAGUCCUACUAUCCACCCAGUUAAGCCGGACAGCUCUGGAACCGGUCCGACCCGUCUGAGCAACAGACUUAUUUCCCAGCAUGCCUCUGUGCUUUCGGCUCGGGGUCGGUGAAUCUCGGUGGAAAAAGCAGCUAAAGGGAAACCGUGGCACCCAUUUUCUGUAAAGUCUUCUGAUUUUAAUUAAAAUUAUUUUUGUAUUUGUUGUCAAAUCGACGCCUUCUCUCAUGUUUUAAAGUCGCUUUCUCUAUCCAGUGUGUGAAUGGCGUUUUGUACCAUUUGUUGGUUUUUAAUGUACAUAAAAUGUGUUUUAUAGUGUCACA